This is a messenger RNA of Morus notabilis, 1479 nucleotides long. RefSeq lists its product as uncharacterized. The coding region runs from base 302 to 1099 and encodes 265 amino acids. The record is from RefSeq and is a predicted model, not a curated record. The transcript has 2 exons. Lineage: Eukaryota; Viridiplantae; Streptophyta; Magnoliopsida; Rosales; Moraceae.
GAAGAUUUUACAUUCAGCCACGAAGUUGAGUUCUGGAUUCUCAUUUCUCGUGUUGGACAAGGAAGAGCCCGGACUUUCAAAGACAAAAGCUGCGCGCUUCCACCGUCGGCAGACCAGACCCCCAAUUCUAACCUAAACAUCAUCUACUCCCACUCAAUUAUUCCUUAGGUUGUUUGGAUUCCAGGAAAAUUAGAAAAAGAAAAAGAAAACUAGAGACUUUGUCUUCGCUGGGGCUUUUACUCCAACCAAUUCCGUUCAAUACUUUCGGAGUUUGCAAAGUGAUUGUGGAGUUAAGUGAAAUAUGGAAGACGUUAUAACUGAGAUUCCCCCACCAUCAAGGUUCUACCAAGAAGAUCUAAACACCUUCACACCUCCCUCAACGCCUAUUCCGUCGCCAUUCCUCUUGUUUUCCAAUCCAAAACCUAAAGAGCCUCUCCGACCGUCUCUCCUCAUCAUUGCCAUAUCAUCGUCUUCCCUCUACAUCUUCCACCACUUGCCCUCCAAGGAACUAGUCGGAAGCCUCGUCCUUCCUGAGUUACCCUUUUCCGGAAAUUCCACUGAGCCCUCUCUCCGAGACAAGUCCUGCAAUAUCUACUCCAUUGGCGAUGGAAACAAUUUGAUUCUCCUUGUCUCCGUCCAGUGCCCUGUUGCUGCGGAGAGGUCUCACAUUGUUGCUAAGUUGCUGAUAGGGGAGCAGAUCGUUCCUGAAAGGGUACUGGUUUUGGACUCUGUUCAGCGCCAGAACUUUCGAGGUAGGCUCUCGCCGGAUGACAUAUUUGCUUUCAAGCUGGAGACGUCAUCGGAAAGGAAAGGGCUUGGUGGCAGCAUUGCGCUCAAAGGGGUAGACUAUUUUCCAUCGGGAAGUGUGGUGGAGGGGCUGGCUGCAGCUCUGUUGAGUAGAUGUGAGAUGAGGAAGAUCAAGGGAACUCUAUGUGUUACAUGGCCUGAAGUGGGUAGUUCUGCAGUGUCCCUGGUUAAGUCUCUACUGAAGAAGGUUUUGCCUAGCUUGGAUUUAAGCAUAUGCGCUGGUGCUGAGGAUGAAUAUUUUAGGUCCAGCCAUAUCAAGGAUAAUCUGUUUGAUUCUAAAUUGUAUACCUGAACAACUAGGUUUCGAGUUGCUGGUUCUAUGUACCCAAAGAUGUUUGUUUUUGUCUCCCAUUUUAGAUCUUGCUAACAUAUAGAUUUUGUCGUUUCGAUGUUCCUCAAUUUUGUUUUCGGAAGAAAAAUGAAGAAUCAAGUAAUAGAAUGUUAUGCUGUUUUACUGUGAGAAGUUUUGAUGUCUUUCUCGUCUUCAGCCAAGUUGGUUUUUAAAAGCACUUGGAGGACCAUAGAGAAUUGGUAAUUUGAAAAUGUUGUCACAAUAAUGGGUCCAAUCAUGUGCAGCUAUGAGAUCAUAAAUUCACAAGGGUGACCAAGAAUUUUCCUUGAAACCAAUAAAAUGGAGUGUACAUUCUAUGAUCCAUUCAAGGUAGCGAGUAU